AUGCCAUCAAUAGUUCAAAUAUCUCGUCCAUUUUUCAGUCAUAAAGAAAUUUCUUAUUUACAUAAUCAAACCAUAUCAGAUAAUCUUAAACCUCAUUAUACCAAUAUUAAGAAUAAAAUAUUUCAAUUUUUAUUUCAAAUUAUUAAACAAUUAAAAUUCCCAUUACGAGUAUUAGCAACAGCAAUGAAUUAUUAUCAACGAUAUUAUUUAUUCAAUAAAUUUGAAAUUAAUAAUGGAAUUUUUGAAUUUUCUGAUGAUCCUUAUACAAUAUCUAUGACUUGUUUAUUUUUAGCAAGUAAAGUUGAAGAUUGUAUUAAACGAUUAAAAGAUAUUCAAAUUGUUGGGAAUAAAUUAAGAGAUAUUGAUGAUAAUAAUAAUAAUAAAAUUAUUGAAUCAAAUGGUUUAUCAUAUAUUGAACAACAAAGGAAACAUAUUUUAUCAAUUGAAUAUAAAUUAUUACAAAUUAUUAAAUUUGAUUUUAAUAAUGGUCCAAUUACUAUAAGAACUAAUGUUGAUAAUUUAUUAAUUCAAUUUUGUAAAAAUAUGAAAGUUAAUUAUAAAUUAUCAAUUUUAGCUUGGUUAAUUAAUUUUGAUAUAAUGUCUACUCCUUUAAGUUUAGUUGUACCUCCUCAUUGUAUUGCUUUGGCUAUUAUAAUUAUAAGUUUGAAUUUAAAUCCAAUAGAAAUUAAUUUACACCAUGAACCAUUACUACCAAAUGAAAAUUGUUUGUCUGCUCAAGAAAUAUUACAAUCAAUUGAUAGUGAUGAUUUCCAAUGUCCAGAAAUUUUAGUUAAUGAAGCAAUAAUUUAUAUUUUAGAUUAUUAUAUUCAUCAAUAUCAAAUAUCAAUUUUAAAUGUUUAUUUACCAUCAAUUGAUUCAGAAUCUAAUAAAGAACAAAUUUAUAAAUUUAUGAAAUUAAAAUCAGAAUUUAAUGAUGUUAAAAUAAUGGAUGAAAUUAGUUGUACACCUAAAUUAAAUGAAACUGAUGAAUAUUUAAAAAAAUGGGAUUAUACAAUUAGUUCAAAAGGUUCAACUAGAUUUAUGUUAAGUAAUAAAAGAAGAAGAUUUAAUAAAGAAUUACAAAAAUGA
Molecule: messenger RNA, 1089 nt
Organism: Candida dubliniensis CD36
Lineage: Eukaryota; Fungi; Ascomycota; Pichiomycetes; Serinales; Debaryomycetaceae
Exons: 1
Coding region: 1-1089 (362 amino acids)
Biological process (GO): positive regulation of DNA-templated transcription, elongation; regulation of transcription by RNA polymerase II
Cellular component (GO): cyclin/CDK positive transcription elongation factor complex; nucleus
Molecular function (GO): cyclin-dependent protein serine/threonine kinase activator activity
Source: RefSeq, a predicted model, not a curated record